AUGUUUAAUCGUAAAAAAUACCUGCUGGUUUUGGUAGUAACCAUCAUUGCUACCGUCGUACAAUCUAAAAUGGUUGCUGACGCUCCGCCUGACCUUGUGAUGGAAAAAACAACAACCAAGGGUGUUGUCGGUUCUUUAACUAGUUACCUGUGGCCGUUUACUUCCGUAGCCCUGCAAUUUAUCAAUAGCAUACUAAUUCAUACAAAAAAUAUGCAAUUGCCUUGUACUAUUUACAAUUUAUCAAAGCUGGAGUACUCUUGCACUCCAUACCAUGCUAAUGUUAUUGACGACAGUGGCGCUCCUAUGGCUCGUUAA
Molecule: messenger RNA, 315 nt
Organism: Cotesia congregata
Lineage: Eukaryota; Metazoa; Arthropoda; Insecta; Hymenoptera; Braconidae
Source: the annotation of a GenBank genome assembly